Molecule: messenger RNA, 1032 nt
Organism: Effrenium voratum
Lineage: Eukaryota; Dinophyceae; Suessiales; Symbiodiniaceae
Source: the annotation of a GenBank genome assembly
AUGCCGACGACAAGGCCGGUCUGGGACCGGGCUUUGUCGAGCUACAUGCUGGUCUUCGAUGAUGAUUGGACUGUACGUGUUCCCGGCUCCGCUGGGUCGGAGAGCCCACUGGCCCUGGUUCCUGCCGAGUACGUGGGGGAGGAGUUCAUGGUGCGAGUCGUGGAGUUUCCGGGUGAUGGGAAUUCGAUCUCGGUAGGCGGGAUCUAUGGCACUGGGACAGCCCCCUGUCAAGCCGGAGAUCUGGGAUUUCUGCCUCAGUCAUUCGGCAUCCGCAGCCAGCAUUUCACAAACUCCCAAGUGGGGACGAAGGGCAGUCGUCGCGACGGCCCCAUCGUGAAAUCGGGUGACUCCAUCAUGGUGAAGUGGUCGGCAGGCAAUGCAGAGGUUUUUGUGAAUGAUGCGCGGGUUUGGCAUGGCAGCCUGCUUGCCCCGGCUCGGGCCCGACGCUUUUUUGGAGCAUCCGUGGCAGACAAUGCUGUCCUGCGUAUUGAGGCCACCCAGAAGCACAGCCGAAUCCCUGUUUGCUACACUGAGCGGCUGUUGCAAAACUCAAUUUUCACCGAUGUGACAAUUCUUUGUGCAGAUGGCACAGUCGAAGCGCACAAGGCUUUGUUGGCAGCUUCCUCGCCAGUGUUUUAUCGCAUGUUUGAGUCUGGCAUGUUGGAAUCCAGAGAUGGCCGUGUCAACAUCGAUGCCCCAAAGGAAGUUGUGUCCAGUCUGCUUAGGCAUGUGUACACUGGAGCCUUUGACCCUAACAUCGAUGCUGCUGCCAUGAUUGAGCUUGCCCACAUGUAUGACCUGCAGGAUUUGGCCGCCUUUUGUGGGGAGAUCCUGGUUGAUAACGUGGCACCGGCAAAUGUGAGCCAGUGUGCUGAGAAGAUACGAAGAUUGCGCAGCACCAGCGCCAGCAACGCAGAGACAGAUGACAUAUUCGAACAGAUUUGGCAAAGGCUAAUGGCUCGCAUACAGCAGGAUCCAGUUCUGAUGCGAGCAGUGCUCGAAAGCCACAACCACGAGCGGGAGCCAUGCUGA